UAGAAAUUUGAAUUAAAAAUUUAAUUGUAGAGCUACACAAUCUGCGCUCUUCAAAAUUGUCCAUCCAAAAUUAUCUGCAAAACCGCUUCAUCAAAGACGUUGAAAUAUCAUUGACAUAUCAGGAACAAGGAAGAUAAGAAAUGAACCAUAGUGAGUGAUUUUAAUAGAUGUACUAGAAAUGGGUAUUCUUUUAAGAAAUAGCGUUUAAAUCCAUCUGUGAUCAGAAGAGUAAGAAGAAUAUUGCCUAAAGUCGACUUUAAUUAAUAUCCGAUUAGCACUAUUUGAAAAUUAUUUCGCAACAUUGAAUUUGAUAUUCUUUCCUCCAAGGAGACAGUCUAAAUACUAGAAAGUUUGCCAACUAUACUAUUCGUAUGGUGUGGGAAAGCCGACCAGCAGUUCAAAUUUUAAAUUCUGCGACUGACUGAAUAUAAAAUCCAAGUGCUAGUAAGCUUACAUGAGUUAGUCUUUAUAGGAUCAAGUACUAUUCAAUUCUAUCAAACUGAGAAGCCAGAAAAACAUAUUCUUAGGGUAGCUGAAACUCAUAUCAGUUGGGAUUCGUUGGAAUAUUUUACAGUUACUUAAGGUGUUAAUAUGUCAGCUCCUGGAAGACGCGAAAAUAACCCUAACGGUAACUUUCCACUAGACAAGGAUUUAAAUGUUAAGGCAAGGAGCGGUAAGGCUAACAAAAAGUAUCUGAAAUCCCUAGGUAUUAUAAUGCGUGCAGUAAGUCGAUUCAAAAGAUGUUUGAGUUCUCAAAAACUUGAUGUUAAAAAUUCAGAAGUGACCAACAGCCAAAUUAAAGGUGAAGUUGUAGAAGAAGUGCAAAAUACUAUUUUGAAUGAGCCUGAGUUACGUUUGGUAGUAAAAAAACCUACUUAUCACGACAUUAAACGUAACAUAUAUGAAAAACUAAGGACGGGUAGAUUAAAAAUAAAUGAGGAAUAUGCAUCCAUUUCCACCUUAAACGUAUUUGAAAGACAGCUUCUGAAUCAAAUAAUUUUGACAAGUUGCUUGGAGCUCGCCAAGUACACAAUUUCUUCGGCUGGAGCUUAUGAGAUAAAGACGCCUUGUUUUUGCUGCGAUAAAACUACGAAGCAGUCUCUUAAAACUAAUAACGAACAAGGCUUUAGCGAAAAUUUGAAGUUCUCUGAAAACUUAAUUUUGUUAUUUGGUGUUAUCAAAGGGUCUGAGCAUCUUUUUUCAAACUUCACGCAAGAAGUUGCAAAUCAUAGUCAAAUACAACAGAAGGAAUCUACAACACUUGCAUUGGUAAAACCUACUACAAAUCAAAUUAUGUUCAGAGAGUAUUUGAAAUCGAUACGCACAGAUGCGAACCCUGUCAACUCUAUUCCAUCUAAUAUCGAAGAUGUUGUCCACGAUCAGAAAUUGAACGAUAUUUCGUCUUAUCAUUCUUAAGAACGUCACACCUAACUUGUUAAGACUAUAGCUACAUCAUCAUCUUCUCUACAUUCGGAGCAGAAACAGUAGACCACACUGGAAAUAGUUUGUAUCUUAUAAUAUCUUAACAAAUAUUUUGACAAUUUGAAAAACACAAAAAUAUAUUUUCUAUUUCACCAAUUGCAAAAAAUUCCCAUUAAAUAGCCAAGUCAUAAA
Teleopsis dalmanni is the source of this 1614-nucleotide messenger RNA. RefSeq lists its product as uncharacterized. NCBI's taxonomy places the organism in Eukaryota, Metazoa, Arthropoda, Insecta, Diptera, Diopsidae. The coding region runs from base 592 to 1416 and encodes 274 amino acids. The record is from RefSeq and is a predicted model, not a curated record. The transcript is spliced from 4 exons.